AUGAAGAGGAGUUUGAUGAAACCUACGAGCGGAAGUACGUUUAGUUCGUUGGAAGAAGUUGUCUUCUACUAUAGGCAGUAUGCAAAACAAACUAGUUUUGCUGUGAUAAGAAGAGGCAUCAAAAAGAAAGGUAAUCGUGACGUUUACAUAAUUCUUGCAUGUAUUCGUGAAGGCAAACAAAGAAAAAGUAAAAGUGAUGCUAAAAAGGCUAUUCCAAAAAUAAUUAGAACAUGGUGUAAAGCCAGGAUUUGUGCAAUGUUAUGUGCCAAUAGAAUGUGGCGUUUGAGUAAUGUUAUGCUUCAGCAUAACCAUGACUUAAGCCCAGAAAAAGCAAAGUUUUUUAGAUGUAAUAAGAAUAUAGAUGCUGCUGUGAAGAGAAGGCUAGAGUUAAAUGAUAUAGCCGGUGUACGUACGAAUAAGAAUUUUAACUCUUUAGUUGUUGAAAGGGGAGGGUAUGAAAAUAUUCCAUUUGGAAAGAAAGAUUGUCAAAAUUUUAUUGACAAGACAAGAGAGCUUCGGCUUGGCAAAGGAGGUGCUUGA
Alnus glutinosa is the source of this 540-nucleotide messenger RNA. Its product is annotated as protein FAR-RED IMPAIRED RESPONSE 1-like. The coding region runs from base 1 to 540 and encodes 179 amino acids. The transcript has a single exon. The record is from RefSeq and is a predicted model, not a curated record. NCBI's taxonomy places the organism in Eukaryota, Viridiplantae, Streptophyta, Magnoliopsida, Fagales, Betulaceae.